AAAAAAGGAACCUGAACUUUAGUAACCCAGCUGGAACAAUCCGCAGCGGUGGCAGGAGCGGCGGGAGAAGAGAUUUAAUUUAGUUGAUUUUCUGUGGUUGUUGGUUGUUCGCUAGUCUCACGGUGAUGGAAGCUGCACAUUUUUUCGAAGGGACGGAGAAACUGCUGGAGGUCUGUUUUUCCAGACAGCAGUCCGACGCAAGCCAGGGAUCUGGGGAUCUUCGUACCAUCCCAAGAUCUGAGUGGGAUGUCCUUUUGAAGGAUGUGUGAAUCAUAAGUGUGACAAAGACUGACAAGCAGGAAGCUUAUGUACUCAGUGAGAGUAGCAUGUUUGUCUCCAAGAGACGUUUCAUUUUGAAGACAUGUGGUACCACCCUCUUACUGAAAGCACUGGUUCCCCUGUUGAAGCUUGCUAGGGAUUACAGUGGGUUUGACUCAAUUCAAAGCUUCUUUUAUUCUCGUAAGUAUUUCUUGAAGCCUUCUCACCAAGGGUACCCACACCGGAAUUUCCAGGAAGAAAUCGAGUUUCUUAAUGCAAUUUUCUCAAAUGAAGCAGCAUAUUGUAUGGGACGCAUGAAUUCUGACUGCUGGUACUUGUAUACUUUGGAUUUCCCAGAGAGCCGAGUAAUCAGUCAGCCAGUUCAAACCCUGGAAAUUCUGAUGAGUGAGCUUGACCCAGCAGUUAUGGACCAGUUCUACAUGAAAGAUGGUGUUACUGCAAAGGAUGUCACUCGUGAGAGUGGAAUUCGUGACCUGAUACCAGGUUCUGUCAUUGAUACCACACUGUUCAAUCCUUGUGGCUACUCGAUCAAUGGAAUGAAAUCGGAUGGAACAUAUUGGACUAUACACACUCCAGAACCAGGAUUUUCUUAUGUCAGCUUUGAAACAAACCUGAGCCAGAUCUCCUAUGACGACCUGAUCAGGAAAUUUGUGGAAGUCUUCAAGCCAGGAAAAUUUGUGACCACCUUGUUUCAGAAUCAAAGUUCUAAAUGUCGCACAAUGCUUUCUUCGCCCCAGAAGAUUGACGGCUUUAAACGUCUUGAUUGCCAGAGUGCUAUGUUCAACGAUUACAAUUUUGUUUUUACCAGUUUUGCUAAGAAACAGCAACAACAGCAAAGUUGA
This is a messenger RNA of Mus caroli (Ryukyu mouse), 1121 nucleotides long. The record is from RefSeq and is a predicted model, not a curated record. Lineage: Eukaryota; Metazoa; Chordata; Mammalia; Rodentia; Muridae.